AUAACAACAUGGCGGCUCACUUCGAAUGAAUGUAAAGACCCAAACAGAGGCUUUUCUACGCUCAGCAGGUCGCGAGCCGCGCUGUUUUCGGCCCCUGGAGACAGUUGACGGAAUAAUGAUAACCGUUGCUGUGACAGUGAGACAUGUCGGAGCCGGGGACAGAAGCUGCUGCCUGCGGCUCUGAGUUCUCCGAGCUGUGGAGGAAGAUCUCUGAAGUCGACCGGUCCAAGAGAGGCACGCAGCGGAUGCUAGCUACGGCAGCUUCUCCUGGACGUAACGGCGAGGAGGAGAAAAGUAGUUCCGAUCUGCGGAGUCCUCGCCUGCGAGGCAGCAGCAGAUUCCUUGGCUCUAACGUGACAGAGUCUCCUGGAGAUGUGGAGCCUUCACAGGACAUUUUCUGGGACGGCGCAUCCCCAACGCACACUGGUCAAGGUUACAAGAACACCAGGGCUGUGAAAAUCUCUGAUAUUGUCAACCGCAUUGCUCCGAAGAAUAUAAAACCCAAAGUGACCGAACCCUCGCUGCUGCACUGGCUCGACGAUGGUGCGACCCCUUACAGCCCUGACGUUCCGAAGCAACGAGUCCGGAAAAGGUCUUCCAGACAGAGCAGUGUGGAGGAUCUCAUGAAACUUGCCAAGCAAUUCGACAAAAACAUGCAACAAGAUGAGACUUCCGUCCAACAGAACACCGUCACCGGUAAACUUUGUGACACUGUGGACAUCUUUGAAAGCAAAGUCAAAGAACCGAGGUGUCCAUCUUUGUCGGAACAAGCGGAGGCAGAGCUUCGGGCUCUGUUUGACUCGUCCACCCAGGGAAUCAGCGGCAGGUUGAGCGAAGGCUCGGUCUCUUCUCAAGACAGACAGGACCUCGUCGAGACUUUACCCUUCAUUGACCAGAGAAAGUCAGAACCCAAACCAGCUGAUAAGCAUUCCACAAAUAACUUGGUUGACUUUGAGGAUGACUGGGACAAUGACGACCUCCUCAAUGACUCCUUGAUCCUGGCACUGACGCAAGAUCCAAGCAAUCCUCCUAAGACCUCAGCAAAGUCUCACACAAACACUGCUCUCCAGUCAACUGCGAAUAAGAAGCCGGAGAACCCGUGUAAAACGAGUUUUGGUUUGCUGCAGGACCUGUGCCCCAAAACAAAAACUUUUAAUCGUAGCACUUUUAAGUUGGAAUCCAACCCUCACUUUCAAACCAUACUGGAUAAGGAAGCUGCCAAGUCCGGUUCCACCGCUGUACAACCCAAAUCAAAGAGCACAGAGCAGAAACCUGCUGCCACAAAGACGGACUCCAAUCCCAGAGGUGAAAAAGUUACGAAUGGGGAGAAGUUUUUUCUGCAGGCCUCUUCGGUUAAAGUCGUUUCGGACAGCUUAUGGGACGACGGCGAUGACGACGCCCUCCUCUAUCAGGUAUGCGACAGCGUGGAGAGGGUUUCCACCAGCCAGCCGGAUGAAGCGGCUCCAAAAAUCUGUGAGGGACAAAAAUCGAAAGGGCCUGUGGACGGACGGCAGAACACGAGAGACCGUCAUUUCAAUGCCGAAUCCUGUGGAACUUCUGGUGUCGGUGCGAACAGACGAUCAUCGGGUUCUUUCGUUCGUUCCCACUCGCUGCCGUUGACUUCCUGUUACACUGGAAACUUCCAAGGAUGGAACGUUCCUCUGAAAGGCGGCGACAACACAUCGGGGAUUUCUCAAAGCUUCCCGAGUAGCCGAGGUGGUCCGGGUGGGGAUUUCUCCCAUGGCAACGUGGCUAUGAAGCCUCAUCCAGCGAUGACCAGAGUCGCCCAGAACUCCAUGUCCCAGCAUGCAGCAUUCAAGAGGAAUGUGUCUGACUCAGCCAUCACAAACAACAAAGUUUUUGUCACCAGUCAGAACGCAGGGAAAUGCUCUGCGGCGGAGAUCGAGAGGAAGAAGCAGGAGGCUCUGGCCCGGAGGCGGCUGAGAAUGCAAAACGCUUCGAAACCUUAGAGGAGAUCCAUCCCGACUGACAAAAACGUCUCGUGAUAAGCUGAUUGCCUGCAAGCAAUAAUCAUGCUGAUAAUCAGAUUAUCAUUUCAAACCAGCAGUGGCCUUACUUUAUUUCAACUAAAAUAGUUCCAGUUAAAGAAACGAUGUGGAGCUGCUCAGACAAAAUGAUUAAACUAUGACUUGAAGAAUAGUUUAAUUCCUUGACUCUAAACAUGUUUAUGGGUGGGAAAAAAAAUUAUAUUUUACUAAGAUUGGUCCUACUUGUUAUUAUUUGAGUCUCAUGUUGAUUUUGUUCAGAUUUGAAUAAUUGCACCUCGUAGUUGCAUCUCGUUUUCUACAAAUGUAUAAAAGCUAAAAUGCAGUUAAGAUAAUGGUAUCCUUCAUUUGGUUUAUGCUGUACAGUUAAAAAUUUGUGGAUGUUUUCUAUUGUCUGAGUGACUGAAACUGUUCUGGUUCAUGUUUUAUAAAUCAACAGUCAAGACUUUGAUGACUUUAGCAGAAUCAGCGUUUUGAACAUUGCUGUAGCAGACGCUAGCGGAAAGUCUGUAGCCAAUGUCUGAUCUAUUUUGAACCUUAAAGUAAGUUUACGCUGAAGAGACUGAUUGUGAGAAGAACAUUUUUGAAUAAAUCUUGAUGUGACACUUUUUUUCCCUUUUUUUUUUUUCCACAGAUCUGAACCAAAUAUUGUGCAAAACCUGUGCAGGCAGCUGAAUCUGUGAUUUUUCUUUUAACACUGCACUCCCUGAAAGUUUUUUUCACAAUCAAAAGCAAAAAAUAAACACAUUGAGUUAUUUGUU
Messenger RNA from Poeciliopsis prolifica (blackstripe livebearer), 2767 nucleotides. It is a transcript of the gene etaa1b, whose product is annotated as ETAA1 activator of ATR kinase b. Bases 144 to 1970 code for a protein of 608 amino acids. The record is from RefSeq and is a predicted model, not a curated record. The transcript is spliced from 6 exons. Lineage: Eukaryota; Metazoa; Chordata; Actinopteri; Cyprinodontiformes; Poeciliidae.